GUUGCAAACGCCGUUAUACAGGGAAGCAGAAGAACAGGUGAAGAUUGAAGAACUCGCAUGUACCAAUGCUGAAUUAAGGUCAUCAUCUAAUCCAGUGAAGUUGACGUAGGAAAAACAACAGUUUCUAAAAAAGAAAAGGGACAAGAUUUGAGAAACAUGGUGUUUUUGACUUUAUCAUGUUGGAUCCGCAAUCGUGGGCCUGAUCGAUACUGGAAGGUUCAAGAAGUUCUCAGUCAUGCACGGCACUUCAGAGGUAGAAAGAGCAGAUGCUACAGCCUGGCAGUCAGGGCAGUACGAAGAGCCUUUGUCUAUGCUACCAAGGCUCGCAGGCUCAAACGACGUAACAUGCGCACGCUAUGGAUCUCGCGUAUCGCGGCAGCGUCCAGGGAGCAUGGCAUGAAGUACCCUGUCCUUAUCCACAACCUGGUGAAGAGUAGCGUUGAAGUGAAUCGACGUGUUCUGAGUGACCUUGCCAUCACGGAGCCUAAGUCCUUCCUGUCUCUUGCAAAGCUGGCCAGGGCAAGGCAACAAGAGGGAUUUGGUGUAGCUUUGGGUGAUCGGAAAGAGCCUCCGGGUGUCUUCUCACGAAUCGUCACAUUACAGUGACCCCUCUGUAAUUAAUUGGUAUGAAAUCCAUACCACAUUUAGCAAAUCUGUGACCACCCAUUUAAAUAAAAUGUUCCUUACCUGCAAUACAUUUAACUUAGUGUUGCCCAGCCACCCUUUUAUUGGGGCUACUGAGUAUUUUCAAAACCUCACCCAUUGUCAUAACAUUAACAGGAAUGGUUUCAGUGACACAGGGCCAUUGUUUCAGAGAAAAUAUUUGACUCAUUGUACAUAAGAUUCUUUUUUCGUGUGUUUACAUGUUGAAAUUUUUUUUCGUGUGUUUACAUGUUGAAAAUGUAUUGUGUAGUAAAUAAAACUUUUUUUCUAU
Molecule: messenger RNA, 934 nt
Organism: Esox lucius (northern pike)
Lineage: Eukaryota; Metazoa; Chordata; Actinopteri; Esociformes; Esocidae
Gene: mrpl20
Product: mitochondrial ribosomal protein L20
Biological process (GO): translation; ribosomal large subunit assembly
Cellular component (GO): ribosome
Molecular function (GO): structural constituent of ribosome; rRNA binding
Source: RefSeq, marked provisional